AUGCCAAAACUCAUCACCGCAAGAAACAAGCUCGCAAAAGCCACACGGAAACAGGAGCCACGGCUCACGGGAGAGGGAUGCUCCAAGCGGAGACGCCUCCUUCUUUUGGGGUUUGGCGUGGCAUCGAUGUUUCUACAGUGCGUUUCCUACAUGGCGGACGUUUCAAAUCUACAAGAUCUACGUCGCUCCAUUGCCCGAUCUCUGACAUUCCGAGGAGGUCCCGCCGUUGCGAAUGGUCCUACUGUUGGAUUGACGGUGGUCCAUUGCAAUGAAGACUGGAGUCGCAUGAGCUGGCUCGACGAAAUUCCCUCUCAUUGGAAAUUGGUGAUUUACGAAACUUGUGGCCAAACCAUAUCCAAGGCAUUCUCACGUCCCUGGAAAAAUGCCGGCCCCGAAGAAUGCACGGGAUAUCUACAGACUAUGAUUGACCAGUACGACAAUCUGCCUGACAUUAACAUCUUUUUCCAAUCCGAUGGUCUGCUGGGACGAGGGAGGCCACAAAAGUUUUAUACCAUUGAGCAUUCUCCCUUCAAGACCAUUCAAGAGCUCAUCAAUGCCACCAUGGAGUACUCUCCUUCGUGGAAUGAAUCUCAUUUUCUCCAUUAUGGCCCCAAGUUCCUCCGGAUUUUGAAUGUCAAUUCCAAGGAGAACUACAUUGACUACAAUGCCAGAGAGGUGCUAGACACGAUGCAAAUGCCCUAUCUCAAAAUUCACGAGAAUAACACCGCUUUGAAUGCCACUUCCAGUAUGACCCGAUCGGGAGCCUGCUUUGCGGUAUCUCCCGAUCGAAUCAGGGCAAAGCCUGUGGAGUUAUACAAGCAAUUGCGGGAUAGCCUGUACGAUGCAUUUGAAGAGGGUGGAUCACGGAAAUCCCGACCACGAUGUUGCGCAUUGGAGCAGCUUUGGCAUGCCAUCCUGGGAAGCCCCUACGUGCUUCCUACCAAUGAGACUGUGGAUCAUUUAUGGGAUGCCAAAAUGAAUUUUUAUGAGGGAAGAUGGGAGGAAGAACUCAAGAGGCAAAAAGAGCAGCAGCAACAACAACAAUCCAAUCACAGUACUAGCUAG
This is a messenger RNA of Seminavis robusta, 1065 nucleotides long. The record is from the annotation of a GenBank genome assembly. Lineage: Eukaryota; Bacillariophyta; Bacillariophyceae; Naviculales; Naviculaceae.